AUCCAUGUUUUUACUUGCUACUCGUCAACAUGGCAGAAGUAGCUGAAAAGCUGCUACUCGAAGUUGCUAACAAAAAUUCAAUUAACUCUUUAGAUUUUUCUAAGCACCUUGGUGUUAAUCACCAGGCAGUAGUUGGUGCAGUUAAAAGCUUGCAAUCUUUGGGAAAUAUAAUCAAGGUUGAUGAUAAGCAAGAUAAAAGAUGGGAGUUGACAGAGGAAGGACAGUCUGUUUUACAAAAAGGUAGCCAUGAAGCUCUGGUUUACAAUGCUGUCCCUAAAGAUGGAAUUCCUCAGUCACAGCUUAUGGCUUCUGUACCAAAUGCAAAUGUUGGAUUCAGUAAAGCUAUGUCAGCAGGCUGGAUAAAAGUUGAUAAAAGUCAUGAAGGAGGACCCAGAGUUUUCAGACAAGUUGAGACAAUUAAAGAUGUUGUUAGAGAAUGCCUAGAAAAAAUUGCUAAAUUAGACAUAAAUGAUGUGACAGAAGCUCAGAAAAAGGAAUACAAGAAAAGAAAAUUGAUCACAGAAGUGAAAGAAGUCAGCUACAUUAUAACAAAAGGGGAAAAUUUCACAACCACAGUUAGCAAACCUGAAGUUGAUCUAACACCUGAAAUGAUCUCAAGUGGGAAUUGGAAAACCACGCAGUUUAAACCAUACAACUUUAAUGCUCUAGGCGCACCCGCUGUCACUGGACACCUGCAUCCCUUGUUGAAAGUUAGAGAGCAGUAUCGUCAAAUAUUUUUGGAGAUGGGAUUUUCAGAAAUGCCAACCAAUAAUUACAUUGAAUCAAGCUUUUGGAAUUUCGAUGCUCUUUUCCAACCUCAGCAGCACCCAGCAAGAGAUGCACACGAUACUUUCUUUAUUUCUGACCCAGCUACUGCAAGUGCUUUUCCUAUGGAUUAUUUAGAGAAAGUGAAAGAUGUCCACUCAAAGGGUGGGUAUGGCUCUCAAGGCUAUAAAUAUGACUGGAAAUUGGAAGAAGCAGAAAAAAACAUUUUGAGAACUCAUACAACAGCUGUCAGUGCUAGAAUGUUGUAUAAACUUGCACAAGAAAAAGAGUUCAAACCAGUCAAGUACUUCUCUAUAGACAGAGUCUUUCGUAAUGAAAACCUUGAUGCAACACAUUUAGCUGAGUUCCAGCAAAUAGAAGGAGUUGUAGCUGACCGAGGCCUUACACUUGGAGACCUCAUGGGAACAAUCAACCAAUUUUUCAAUAAACUUGGCAUCACUAAGCUUCGUUUUAAGCCAGCUUACAACCCUUAUACUGAGCCAAGCAUGGAGAUAUUCAGCUACCAUGAAGGUCUCAAGAAGUGGGUGGAGAUUGGCAACUCAGGUGUUUUUAGACCAGAGAUGCUUUUACCCAUGGGUCUUCCCAGUGAUGUUUCUGUCAUUGCUUGGGGCUUAUCAUUAGAGAGACCAACAAUGAUCAAGUAUGGUUAUGACAAUAUUAGAGAUCUUGUAGGACCUAAAGUUAAUUUGAAGAUGGUUUAUGAAAAUCCACUGUGUCGACUAGAGAAAUAAAGCCGCUCAGAAACAAGUCUGUGAUUAUUAUCUUUUAGUGUAAAUCUUUUCAAAAAAUGUAUCAAAUCAAAGUUUUCUUCUAAGCAGGUGAAUUGGUAGUUACAGAAUGGCAGUAGAAAUUUAUGUCCACCGAUUUAUGAAUCAGAUGCUUUUUUGUUUUUUGGUAAUAAUUUAUUUUCACCUUGAUGAUUGUCAUGUUCAUAAAAUGCUAUGUUCAUUGAGACAAUAAAUUAUAAUACACUUACA
This is a messenger RNA of Physella acuta, 1763 nucleotides long. RefSeq names its product phenylalanine--tRNA ligase alpha subunit. The record is from RefSeq and is a predicted model, not a curated record. Gene Ontology annotation, molecular function: ATP binding; phenylalanine-tRNA ligase activity; tRNA binding. NCBI's taxonomy places the organism in Eukaryota, Metazoa, Mollusca, Gastropoda, Physidae. Gene Ontology annotation, cellular component: phenylalanine-tRNA ligase complex; cytoplasm; cytosol. Gene Ontology annotation, biological process: phenylalanyl-tRNA aminoacylation.